Histoplasma capsulatum G186AR is the source of this 2832-nucleotide messenger RNA. Its product is annotated as shugoshin. NCBI's taxonomy places the organism in Eukaryota, Fungi, Ascomycota, Eurotiomycetes, Onygenales, Ajellomycetaceae. The transcript has 6 exons. The record is from RefSeq and is a predicted model, not a curated record. Gene Ontology annotation, biological process: meiotic chromosome segregation. The coding region runs from base 1 to 2832 and encodes 943 amino acids. Gene Ontology annotation, cellular component: nucleus; chromosome, centromeric region.
AUGGAAUCAUCACAGCAUUUAAUCAUCUACAUCCAUGCUCAGGCCAGUGGAUCCUUCCAGAUAUUUGCGAUGUGCCUGGCUAUUCGGCUGGGAUUCGAACCAGUGUUGACGGAAGAGGGAUUUGUUGUUGGUCGUUUUUCUCAGUUUCCUUUCUGUCGCUAUGAGGACCGCGUUCACUUGCAGCAGCUACUUUGGCUAAAUAUCUACAAUCAGCCUCUUUCCUCCAUUUGUGAUGCCAAUGCGCCGCUCACAUCACGGAGCUGCCUGAGGUUUUCAAGCUCGAGUUUUUUGGAUGCUAUUCGGGCUGCGAGAGGAGAUGAUUGCUGCGAGGAAAGAGGGUUAAUUGAGGACUGGCGAAGGGAAGAAGAAGUCCCCGCGGAGGAAAAUGCCGUUGGCCUGGACAUUGCCUUCCAGCAUUCUAUGAGGAAGCAACGUCAACUGGACUUGUUUGGUGCAACUCGCCAAAUUCAUGAUGAAUCAAACGUCGAAAUCAGUCCAACAUUUUCCAACGACCUCCGACUGCAGAGAAGUCGAAACCAGAACUCCGGGAUAAUAACUAUUUGGCUUAUUUUUAACCGAUUCCCUAACCUGCCUAUAAUUAAUGUCCCAACCAGCUUUGUUCUGUUUCACUCCUCUUUUACCAGUUUUGACUCGACAAUUGACUCUUCACAACCUACAACUAUGGCGAGGUUGAAUGAUCUCCCCGCGGCUGCAGAAUCCGUCGAGUCUUUAAAACGUCGGUUCAUAAGGCAAAAUCGCGAAAUUGCCCGUGCGAACUCUAUACAGUCCCUCCGCAUACGCACUCUGGAAUCCGAAGUCUCUCGCCUCCUUGUGGAAAAUGCGGCCCUCCGUGAAGAAGCCAUUGCUGCGAAUCAAGAACUUGAAAAGUUGAAACAUGAUGGACAAUUGGGCUGUGAAAUCGAUAAUCUGAAAUCGCAAUUGGAUGCAAAGCUGGCUGAAUUUGGAAGCUUGAUUGCAGACUUGGGUUCAUUGCCUCGAAGAAGAGGUUUGCUCUCCAAGCCAAAGCGAAGAUCCAUUGAUGGAGAGUUCCAAAUUUCUCCGGAAACGGCUCGUCGGAGGUCUUUAAUGAAAGCUGCUCGGCAGGUGACGGAUGAGAGCCGACUUCCUGCUAUUAUGGAGGACAAAUUUUACCCUAGAUUAACGCUAGAAAGUGAGGAUUUUGCCGAUCUAGUAGGUAUUGAGGGUGGAGAAAACGAUUCGCCUGGUGUAACUUCCACGCCAAUUCCACAACCAACAAUGUCGAAGACGAUGGAUCCCCCGGCGGAUGAAGAGUCCUCGACAAUUUCCACGGCCAACGAAAACCCAAUUCAACCCUCGCCGUCCAUGUCGAACUUGGGAGCGAGGAGAAGCAAAAGGGAUAGUUCCCUGCUAAACAGUACCCCUCGAAGUAAGGAUGUUGAAACCAAUGAGCAAGAUUUUGUGCCGAUACAUAUUUCAAAAUCCGGAUCAAAGCGCAAACUUAGCGUACGGGAUGAUGAUGACUUGAUGUCCCAACCCUUCAAUCACCAUGAUGAUUUCCAAUACACUCGACUAGCUGGAGCAUCCAACUACACUUCAAGACACACCAGCGUAGAAUUCGAAAAAACACCAACGAAAACCAACGCGAGCAAGCCGGAAAGUCGAAAAGUGGAGAGAACCACUGUUCGUCGUGCUCUAGGGCCAAAAAGCACAAAUAUCACUCAAAGGACCUCUUCUCCUACCAAAAAGAAUUCCGGCACUGGAGAUUGGGAAAAGGAUAUCCCGAAACCUAAUCCUAAACUCCCAAGGAAUAGAAGCCACGAUGCGAUUGACAAAUCGAUUCGGGCGGUACCGUCUACCAUCAAACAGACGAAGCAGGAUGUUGUAGAUAUUAACAUAAUGCCGGAGCAACCUCCCGCCGAGGAAAACAGGGACAUUACCCACAGUCUCCUUGCUGAAGGUGAUACCACUUCUUUUGCAUCUACGAAUCCCUCUGAAACUCGUUUAGAACCAAGAGAUACGUCACCCGUACCGGCGAUUGGGAUGACUCGUCCGCCCCGCCGGUCUCGUGGCUCUAUAAGCUACGCAGAGCCAAAUCUUAGGGAUAAAAUGCGGCGGCCUACUAAGGAGCUUGUAGAUGCUGUUAGUGGUGAUGCUCGCUUCAGGAGAUCUUCGAAGUCUGAUCUCGACUUGGCCAAGGAAAGGUGUGGUGAAGGAAAUAGCCAUGAUUCUUAUGCAUCUUCAAUGGCGUAUAAUGAUUCAUGUGCGAGUUUUCUCGGAGGAAAAGACCGAAAUAUGAUGAUUGACUUGCCGUCCAAUGUCACCGCAAACAGGAAACGCCGGACACUCUCCGCAAAUAAAUUCGACUUCGUAACUACCCCAGAAACGGGUCCGUCGACGUCAAGCGUGGCUAUAUCAACUCUUAUGGCGGGAAGUAAAGGGAGAAGCAAUCGAGAGAGAGAUGUUUCUGAAAGCUCCGUCGAUUAUGAACAAGAUGUUGGUCUUCGGAAUAGUUCGACUCGGACUUCUCGACGGCAUUCCUCCAAUCCCGCUACUAGUGGAACCCACUCAAGGUCACGUAGAAGUCAAAGUUCUACUACUCUCGCAAAAGAAAACGCCGUGGACGCCGAGGCAGUACUGGAAUCGGCAAGGGUCAAGGCGAGUAACAAACGGAGUGACGAUUAUCACCAGUAUGCUUCUUCCUCAUCCACCACCUCCUCUUCCAAUCUACGAUCCAUGAAGGGCGCGUCCGAAUUCGAUCAUGAUGUGUUCCUCGAUGGGCAUGAAGGGGCAUCCGAUGUUAAGAGGGUAGAGCGACUUGCGACAUCGAGGCGGCGGAGUAUGAUGCUGUGA